AUGAGUGGAGGAAGGUUUGAUUUUGAUGAUGGAGGAGCAUAUUGUGGGGGCUGGGAAGGGGGGAAAGCCCAUGGCCAUGGCAUCUGCACUGGUCCCAAGGGCCAAGGGGAGUACUCGGGUUCGUGGAACUAUGGUUUUGAAGUGGUGGGCAUAUACACGUGGCCCAGUGGCAACACCUAUGAAGGCUACUGGUCGCAAGGCAAGAGGCACGGUUUGGGGAUCGAGACUAAAGGACGGUGGCUUUACAAAGGCGAAUGGACCCAUGGCUUUAAGGGACGCUAUGGGACAAGGCAGAGCAUGAGCAGUGGAGCAAAGUACGAAGGCACGUGGAAUAACGGGCUGCAGGACGGUUAUGGCACUGAGACUUACGCAGAUGGAGGAACGUACCAGGGCCAGUUCACCAAUGGCAUGCGCCACGGAUACGGCGUCCGUCAGAGCGUCCCAUAUGGCAUGGCGUCUGUGGUCCGCUCCCCUCUCCGAACCUCUCUGUCUUCCCUCCGUAGCGAGCACAGCAACGGCACCUUGCCACAGCAGGACUCGCCGGCGGGCAGCCCAGAAAGCAUCCUCAUGUCACCCACUAUCACUCGGGGAGGCUUUGCCCUCAGUCUGUAUGCGGAUGCUGGAGCCAGCAAGCCGAAGAAAGGGGGCCUCUUCAGACGGGGCUCUCUGCUGGGGAGGCUAAAGAAAUCGGAGUCCAAAACCUCCCUGGCCAGCCAGAAGAGCCGAGUCAGCUUCCUCAAGAGCGAGAGCGGCAUCAGCUCCGCUGCCAGCGAUGCCACCUCCACCAUCAGCUUGGGCGAAGGGGCGGAAGGGGAGGAGUUCCCGCCCUUCGAGUCUGACAUCGAUGCCACCACCACGGAGUCCUACAUGGGCGAGUGGAAGAACGACAAGCGCUCGGGCUUCGGGGUGAGCGAGAGGUCGAGCGGCCUGAAGUACGAGGGCGAGUGGCUGGACAACGUGCGGCACGGCUACGGCUGCACCACCCUGCCAGAUGGCAAGAAGGAGGAAGGCAAAUACCGGCAGAAUGUCCUGAUCAAAGGUAUGAAGAAGCGGGUGAUACCACUGAAGAGCUCCAAGAUCAGGCAGAAGGUGGACAGGAGCAUGGAAGGGGCUCAGAGGGCCGCAGCUAUCGCCCGGCAGAAGGCUGAGAUUGCAGUAUCCAGGACCUCCCAUGCCAAAGCCAAGGCAGAUGGAGCUGAGCAAGCAGCUCAGGCAGCUAACAGUGAAUCGAGCGUAGCCAGGACUAUGGCCAGGGAACUAUCUCCAGACUUCUAUCAGCCAGGCCCUGAGUACCAGAAGAGGAAGCUGCUCCAGGAGAUCAUUGAGAAUGUCGAGAAUGUGGCGAACAUGGAAGCAGUACUGCCACCAACCAAAUCACCACCACCGUCAACCCCUCCAGAAAACCCUCAGCUCCACGAGAAAGACUCUGACAACCGCAAGGAAAAUCCAGCCCGAAUGCCAUCUCCGAGUCCUGCUGGAACGCCGCCGGAGGCAAAGCGGGCAAAGCAGAGUUCACAGAGGGAUGGCUUCCUCAGCCCCGGCAACUGGAAUGGGGAUCACAGCAGAGACGGGAGCCUCACAGGAAGUAGGCCCAGCACACCAUCCAAUGCACUGUUGGCACAUGGGGAGAAGGCAGCAGCCAGUAGCAGACCUGCCUCACAGAACUCCAUUCGGCUCAGCAGUACCAGGACUUCAGCAGACCAGAUGGAGAUCAAGCCCCUUCAGAGGAUAGUGCAAGAACCUGAUGUCGAAUUAUACCAAGGCUAUCACAGCUAUGCAGUGAGGACCUCCCCAGUCACUCCCCCCUUGGACUUUGAGGAAGAACCAUUCCCUGUCCCCAAAUCACCUACCAAGUCGGUCUCCCCAGAGCCAAGAACUGACGUGAGGGCUACUGAACACAAAGCAGAACUUCAGAGGAGGGGAGGUACACCCAUCACUCAGCAGGAACCACCACCUGAAGAGAAACCAGUGCCCAAAGCAGAAUCUAAACCAGAGCAGUCCGGGCCAGAGCCCAAACAUAAACAAGAGCUGAAGCAAAACCAUGUAGCCGAGCACAAGGCUGCCGUGAAAACAGAAGCUGCAACUGAAGCCAAGCCUGAGCAAAAGACUGAGACCAAGGCUCUGGCUAAACCUGAACCUACAGUGGUAGCUAAGAAGGAACCUUCCCCUGAAGCAGUGACACAGGAAGUGGAUGAAUUUGAAGAGGGACCUAACACAAUCAUGAUCUGCAUGGUCAUCUUAUUGAAUAUUGGUCUGGCCAUCUUAUUUGUACAUUUUCUGACAUGA
Emys orbicularis (European pond turtle) is the source of this 2286-nucleotide messenger RNA. RefSeq names its product junctophilin 2 (gene JPH2). Gene Ontology annotation, cellular component: junctional membrane complex; sarcoplasmic reticulum; endoplasmic reticulum membrane. Bases 1 to 2286 code for a protein of 761 amino acids. The transcript has 5 exons. NCBI's taxonomy places the organism in Eukaryota, Metazoa, Chordata, Testudines, Emydidae. The record is from RefSeq and is a predicted model, not a curated record.